Messenger RNA from Python bivittatus (Burmese python), 837 nucleotides. Its product is annotated as phospholipase A and acyltransferase 4-like. Gene Ontology annotation, biological process: N-acylphosphatidylethanolamine metabolic process. Gene Ontology annotation, molecular function: A2-type glycerophospholipase activity; glycerophospholipid phospholipase A1 activity. Gene Ontology annotation, cellular component: cytoplasm. NCBI's taxonomy places the organism in Eukaryota, Metazoa, Chordata, Lepidosauria, Squamata, Pythonidae. The record is from RefSeq and is a predicted model, not a curated record.
UGCCAGAACUGAAAGAUCAACUAUCAGCUGUGAUUUUUACGAUCUACAGUAUUUCUGAUUUUCUGGAAAGCUUUCGGCUGGGUUGUAUUAGAAAACAUUUCCCGGCCUAGACUUUUCCUCUAAGCUUUUCCUGUUGUAAAAGUAACUAAAGAGUCUGUGACCCAAAGCAACUGUGAAACAAGUUCUGCAACUGUGAACCAAAUUGGUUGUUUUCUUGGUGUGUAACAAGACAGAAGAAAAGACAUUCCUGACAGAAGCUUAGAAGCCUGGAAAGUUGUGAAGGAAAAAAAAAAAUCCAGAGAUGGGAUUCUGUUGGAAGUUGCUGACUGGGAUCCAAAAAGAUGUAGAACAUGUCUUCCAGAAUGAAGACUCUCCACAGCCUGGGGAUAUGAUUCAGUUCCAGAUGUUUGGAUUCCAGCAUUGGGGUAUCUACGUAGGAAAUGGGGAAGUUGUGCAUUUUGCAUGGCCAGUUGUUCAAUUGUUUCCACCAAAAUUUAAGGUCUACAGAGAAAAAAUGAUGGAUGUCCCAGGAGCAAUGAAAUAUGCCGUGUGGAACAAAUUUGAUCGAGAUUACCCUCCCUUGGAUCCUAACCACGUGGUGGAUAGAGCUCUGCACAUGGUGGGCAAAGUCUUUAAAUACAGUAUUGCUCGUGCUAACUGUGAGCACUUCACCACGUUGUUGAGAUACAACGUUGCUCUGUCCGAACAGGCAGAAAGAUUUAACUUUACUGUAGAUCCAGAUUUCGAGAGGGAGAUUAGAAGAUACCUAUCUGAGAUUGAUGGUUGAAGUGGUGGAUGUCUUUAAAUCUUCCAGAGGCAGACUCCUUUAGCCUCACA